This is a messenger RNA of Acomys russatus (golden spiny mouse), 879 nucleotides long. RefSeq names its product alcohol dehydrogenase 1B-like. Gene Ontology annotation, cellular component: cytosol. Gene Ontology annotation, biological process: retinol metabolic process; retinoic acid metabolic process. Gene Ontology annotation, molecular function: all-trans-retinol dehydrogenase (NAD+) activity; zinc ion binding. NCBI's taxonomy places the organism in Eukaryota, Metazoa, Chordata, Mammalia, Rodentia, Muridae. The record is from RefSeq and is a predicted model, not a curated record. The transcript has 7 exons. The coding region runs from base 112 to 879 and encodes 255 amino acids.
UUGGGAAAGACAAUCACAUGUCGGGCAGCCAUUGCCUGGGCAGCCAAUUCUCCUCCUUCAAUUGAGGAAGUGCAAGUUGAGCCACCAAAGCCUAGAGAAGUUUGCAUUAGGAUGAUGUCUUCAGGGAUCUGUGGUUCUGACGACCAUGUGCUGAAAGGAGAACUCUCGAUGAACUUUCCUUUAAUUCCGGGUCAUGAAGGAGCAGGAAUUGUGGAGAGUGUUGGUGAUGGAGUUAACUCCAUGAAACCAGGAGAUAAAGCCCUCACGCUCAUCGUUCCACAGGGUAGAGAAUGUGACUCCUGCUUGCACCCCAAAGGAAACUUCUGUGUCAAGCAAGACGUUCUUCCUUGUUCUGGGACGACGCUGGACGGGACCUGUAGAUUUUCCUGCCGGGGACAGAAGGUUUACCAUUCCUUCCGCACAAGCACAUUCUCCGAGGACACUGUCGUGCCCGAGAUCGCAGUGGUGAAAAUUGAUGCUGCAGCCCCUAUGGAUAAAGUUAAGUCAGCCAAGGUCACCCCUGGCUCCACCUGUGUGGUUUUUGGACUCGGAGGGGUCGGCUCUGUCAUUGUCAUGGGAUGCAAAGCCUCUGGUGCUUCUAGAAUCAUUGGGGUUGACGUCAAUGAGCAGAAGUUUCCUCGGGCAAGAGCCUUGGGCAUCACUGACUGCCUCAACCCUACCAAGCUCAAGAAGCCUGUCCAUGAGGUGGUGAUGGGAAUGACAGGUGUUGGAGCUGACUUUGCCUUUGAGGCCAUUGGAUUGGUUGAUACUAUGAAAGGAGCAGGUCUCCAAGACACGACAGCCAAACACAACAAAACAAGAUACAGUAAGAUAAGGCAAAAAGCCCUCAUACCAGACCUGUACCCGGCAACCCAGUGA